Messenger RNA from Parasteatoda tepidariorum (common house spider), 1359 nucleotides. It is a transcript of the gene Gnmt, whose product is annotated as Glycine N-methyltransferase. The record is from RefSeq and is a predicted model, not a curated record. Gene Ontology annotation, molecular function: glycine N-methyltransferase activity; identical protein binding; S-adenosyl-L-methionine binding. Gene Ontology annotation, biological process: one-carbon metabolic process; regulation of gluconeogenesis; S-adenosylmethionine metabolic process. Gene Ontology annotation, cellular component: cytosol. Lineage: Eukaryota; Metazoa; Arthropoda; Arachnida; Araneae; Theridiidae.
UUCGGGAAAAGCUACUUCAUUUAGUGCUUUGUCCUGGUUAUCAAUGUACUGAUAAUCAACACCCCUCAAUCUUGUAAACACUAUAUGACGUAAAUUAACCUUAUAAAUAUGAAAACGAAAGACAAAAAUCUUUAAACGUUGGAAAAUAAAUUUUCUCCCUUAAAAAAAAGUUAUUUAUCGAAUUUAAAAUUUUAGAUUUUGGAAGUUAAUGCCCAAAAUGGCAGACACAGUUCUUCGUCCUCGCUCUUUAGGAGUUGGUACAGAAGGUUUACCGGAUCAAUAUGCUGAUGGAAAAGCUGCGAAGGUUUGGGAAGUUUAUAUAGGCGAAAAAAAUGAUCGUACAAAGCAUUAUCGAGAAUUUUUAGUUCAACUUUUACGAAAGCAUAACUGUCAUCAGAUUUUAGAUGUUGCUUGUGGCACUGGUAUUGACUCUAUAAUGCUUGUAGAAGAAGGCUUUAAAAUGAUGAGUGUAGAUGCUAGUGAUAAAAUGCUUAAGUAUGCUAUUAGAGAACGUUGGAAUCGACGUAAUGAAACAGGAUUUGACAAAUGGGUAAUUGAAGAGGCUAAUUGGUUAACUCUACCAGAAGACAUCCAUAAACCAAAUGGAGGUUUUGAUGCCGUUAUUUGUUUGGGAAACUCAUUUGCCCAUUUGUUUGAUUUGAAAGGGGAUAUGUCUGAUAUUAAGCUAGCGAUAGAAAACUUCCACGAGAUGAUAAAGCCCAAUGGAUAUCUUCUAAUUGAUCACAGAAACUACGAUUAUACACUCAACCACGGCAGAACUCCAGCACAUAGCAUUUACUACAAUAGUAAGCAUAUUAAAGACAUCCAGACAUCCAUUCUGUAUUCUGGGGAAAAUCCAAAAAUGGUUAUGCUGGACUAUACCAUGGACAUUUCGGACAUCCUUGGUAGUUUCGAUCGAACUGAUAGCGAAUACACGAAAAAAGGAAGAUAUCAUGGCAAUCCAAUUGACCAUUUUAGAUUGUCAUAUUAUCCACACAAAUUGAAAGAGUUUUCAAAAUUGUUGAAAGAAGUUUUUGGUGGCAAUGCAGAACAUACAAUUUAUGGAGAUUUCAAGUCUCUAGAUUCAGUGCAAGAUCCAGCUUUUUACAUUCAUUUAAUCAAAAAAGCAGAUUAUUAAAGCAUAAGUGUCAAGCUUUGUUUCAGUUAUAUUAACUACUAUAUAUUUAAGUUUAUUUACAUAAGUUGUUUAUAUAGUGUUAUAUUAACACUAUUGCGUGUUUACUGUAGUUUGUUUAGCAUAACAAUGCUUGAAAUAUAAAAACUUCUAAAAUACAAAUUUAGUUGUAUGUUAAAAUGCUUUAAAUAAAAAAAAAUAGGAGUAAGUAAAAAAAGUAUUAA